Messenger RNA from Podarcis muralis (Common wall lizard), 1201 nucleotides. NCBI's taxonomy places the organism in Eukaryota, Metazoa, Chordata, Lepidosauria, Squamata, Lacertidae. The record is from RefSeq and is a predicted model, not a curated record.
UGAGCCUUUUAAUGCCAUUGAUGGCAGGGUCAGACCACACGACCAUUCUCUCUGUUGGAACCCAUGUAAAUGAGCUUGUGUGUAUGUGUGAUUUGGCUGUGUGUCAAAAAAAUCUAUUGAAUUCAGCCCUCUUACACACACACACUGUAAACUUACCACGUUGUGCUUCUCCAACACCCACGACUUGAAGGAUCUGUAUGUACUUGAACUUUCAUGAGACUCGGUUGAACAGGUGCAAAUCCAGUGGGAACAGCAGCUUCCUGGGAGAUCUGCACAGGUGGAGUGGGGUUUUGGGCUCUUAGUCAUCCUUCUAGAUUUGGCCACCAAGCCCAACUUAAAACUUCACUCUGCAUUGGGACCCUGGUCCUGAGAGUGUAGGUAGAAAGAAGGGGGUCUUCCUGAGUGAAAACUAACAGCCACCUUUCCCUUUUCCGCUUGCUCACACCUGCCCAGACGGGUUUUUAUGGCCGCCUCCGCUCAGCCCAGCUCCUCUUACGGACAGGUGACUCCGAGACUGUGGCUGUGACAGGUGACGUUCUCACUCUGCUCCUGGCUUGCGAAGGCGAUGGAUUAAGAUUAUGUUGAGGGCACCAGAAAGAGUUUUUUGUUCAUCGAAUGCAGCAUGGGAACCCUGCAGUCUCUCCAGAUUAUCGGGUUUCUCCUUUGCCUCUCCAUGAUGGAUAUCAAAGGGGAAGAAGAAAGUGUUCCAACCCUUACUAGGGAUGCCUGGGCUUAUGACACAGACAUCCUAGCCAGCUGUGACUUCAAUGACAACCUCAAUCCCUUUUGCAACUGGAAACAGUCCUGUAGCAGUAGCUUCGGAAGCUGGAUCCGGAGCAGAGGUGGAACGCCGACCCUCAGAACAGGCCCAGAGGGGGAUUAUCCUGAUGGAAAGGGCUAUUUCAUCUACCAAGAAGCCAGCAACCUCCUUCCCUUUGACACCACCACCCUUGAGAGCCAGGAGCUUGUGGUCUCCGGGGAAAUAUGCAUCGAUUUCUGGUAUCACAUGUCCGGCUCAGAGGAUUCAAACGAGCUGAAAGUUGUCGUCUUGACCGAUGAGGACGAAUUCAUGUUGUGGCAUCAAAAGGGGGGUCAGAGCUCAGACUGGCUGCAUGAAUCCAUAUCCGUGCAUUUCUUGAGAGAGAGGGACAUCCAGCAAGGAGAGUCCACCACUUUCCGAUGGAAUUUCUUCCACUGCUGA